Colletotrichum karsti is the source of this 1038-nucleotide messenger RNA. RefSeq names its product methyltransferase domain-containing protein. Bases 1 to 1038 code for a protein of 345 amino acids. The record is from RefSeq and is a predicted model, not a curated record. The transcript is spliced from 7 exons. NCBI's taxonomy places the organism in Eukaryota, Fungi, Ascomycota, Sordariomycetes, Glomerellales, Glomerellaceae. Gene Ontology annotation, molecular function: methyltransferase activity.
AUGCCCAGAACGCUCUGCUUAACCGGCGGCUGCGGUGGUGGCGUGCGGUUUGCUGCAGCGCUGAUGGCUCACGUGCAGGAGGAUACCCACCAAAACGACGAUGAAUCCGAUCGCAUCUCAAUUGACGCCGAGUCUUUUGACGAUACUCCGCUUUCAUCCAUGAUCUCUGUACGGCCUAGUCUCCGUGAUUAUCAGAAGGAGAAUGGCCGGACGUACCACAAGCUCAGUGAAGGAAACUUGCAACACCAGCUAUGGCUGUUCACAUGGAAUGAACAACUGUGUAUGUGUCCAAUGGGCAACAAAGCGAAACGCGUCCUUGACUUAGGAACCGGCACGGGUAUCUGGGCCAUCGAUUUCGCGGACCUCCACCCCGAAGCAACGGUGACCGGCGUCGAUCUGAGUCCCAUUCAACCAGACUACGUACCCCCAAAUUGCAUCUUUGAGAUCGAAGAUGUCGAAAGACCCUGGAGAUGGACAAUACCCUUCGACUUCAUCUUCGUACGGCAUAUGAACGCAUGCUUCGAGAGCUGGGAGACAAUGCUAAGCCAAGCAUUUCAACACCUCGAGCCCGGCGGAUACAUCGAGCUACAGGACAACUCAUUCCCAAUCCUAUGCCCAGACGACAGCAUGCCGCCAGACAGCGCCAUCGCGCGGUGGUCUUCGUUACUAAUGGAGGGCACGAACAAGAUCAACCGCCCCAUCGACGUGCCGUCGCGCUUCAAACGGCUCCUCGAAGAAGCCGGCUUCGAAUGCGUCGAGGAGCACAAGCGGAUAUGGCCCAUCAACUCGUGGCCGGCGAAGAGGAAGCUGAAAGAGAUGGGCUGGUGGGUGCGGGAGACGACGCUGGCCGGUAUAGAGGCGUCCACGCUCGCGUUGUUCACGCGCGUUUUGGGAUGGACUGUGGAGGAGACUAGGGAUUUCUGCGAGGAGGUGAAGGUCGAGAUGGCGAGUAGAUCGGUACAUGCGUACUGGAACGUGUACGUUGCCUCCGUCCCCCAGGCCGAGUACCCCCGAGAUAUGCUGUUGGGAUCUUACUGA